Messenger RNA from Fragaria vesca subsp. vesca, 2978 nucleotides. RefSeq names its product exocyst complex component 5-like. Gene Ontology annotation, cellular component: cytoplasm; exocyst. The transcript has 25 exons. Lineage: Eukaryota; Viridiplantae; Streptophyta; Magnoliopsida; Rosales; Rosaceae. Bases 76 to 2589 code for a protein of 837 amino acids. Gene Ontology annotation, biological process: exocytosis; Golgi to plasma membrane transport. The record is from RefSeq and is a predicted model, not a curated record.
ACCCAAAACCGAAAACCAAUCGAAGAAGAAAGACGCAAACUCCGAGUCUCUGCUACUCUCUCAAUUCCAAUACAGAUGAAAGAGAAUAGAGAUGGAAUCAAGAGCGACAGACGGGCAAAAGGUUCAUCAAUUAGCUCACUUCCGCUCAUCUUGGACAUAGACGACUUUAAGGGCGAAUUUUCAUUUGAUGCAUUGUUCGGAAACCUGGUAAAUGAUCUCCUCCCAUCCUUUCAAGAAGAUGAAACAGAUUCAUCUGAGGGUCAUAGCAACAUCAGCGGGACUGACAGUUUGCCGAAUGGACAUAUGCGAGCCCCAUCAGAUGCAACAAGAUUUGCACAGGGAGUGUCUGACCCUUUAUUUCCAGAAGUAGAUAAGAUCUUAUCUCUGUUCAAAGAUUCUUGUAAAGAGUUGGUUGAUCUCCAAACACAGAUUGAUGGAAAGCUAUUAAAUCUUAAGAAGGAUGUUUCUACACAAGAUUCUAAGCAUCGGAAGACACUUACUGAGCUUGAAAAAGGAGUGGACGGCUUGUUUGGUAGCUUUGCCAGGUUGGAUUCACGUAUAUCAAGUGUUGGACAGACUGCUGCAAAAAUAGGAGAUCAUCUGCAGAGUGCAGAUGCUCAGCGGGAAACUGCUAGUCAAUCAAUAGAGCUCAUAAAGUACUUGAUGGAGUUUAAUAGCAGCCCAGGCGAUCUAAUGGAACUUUCACCUCUAUUUUCUGAUGAUAGCCGUGUUGCAGAGGCUGCUAAAAUUGCACAAAAACUGCGGGCGUUUGCUGAGGAAGAUAUUGGAAGAACUGUACCAUCAGUCAUGGGCAAUGCAGCCGCUAGCAGAGGAUUAGAAGUUGCAGUUGCUAAUCUUCAGGAGUACUGCAAUGAAUUGGAGAACAGACUGCUAGCUCGAUUUGAUGCCGCGUCACAGAGAAGAGACUUGUCUACCAUGGCAGAAUGUGCUAAAAUUUUAUCUCAGUUUAACAGGGGAACCAGUGCCAUGCAACACUACGUGGCAACACGUCCAAUGUUUAUUGACGUGGAAGUCAUGAAUGCAGAUACCAGAUUGGUUCUUGGUGACGAGGGUUCCCAGGCUAGUCCUAGCAAUGUUUCUCGUGGACUUUCUUCCUUGUACAAAGAAAUCACAGAUACUGUACGGAAGGAAGCAGCAACAAUUACGGCUGUAUUCCCUUCUCCUAAUGAAGUUAUGUCAAUCUUAGUUCAGCGAGUUUUAGAGCAGAGAAUUACAGCUUUAUUGGACAAAUUAUUAGUGAAACCAUCUCUUGUGAACCUACCUCCUAUGGAAGAAGGGGGCCUUCUAUUAUAUCUUAGAAUGCUUGCGGUAGGAUAUGAGAAGACGCAAGAACUUGCUAAGGAUCUACGAGCCGUAGGAUGUGGUGAUUUGGAUGUUGAGGGCCUCACAGAGUCUUUGUUUUCUGCUCACAAGGAUGGAUAUCCUGAACAUGAGCAGGCCUCUCUUAAGCAACUAUAUCAAGCUAAGAUGGCAGAACUACGUGCUGAAAGCCAGCAGACAUCUGAAUCAAGUGGAACAACUGGGCGCUCAAAAGGGGCAGCAGUGGCAUCUUCCCACCAGCAAAUAUCUGUCACUGUUGUUACAGAGUUUGUUCGUUGGAAUGAAGAAGCAAUUACCAGAUGCGUUUUGUUCUCAUCCCAACCUGCAACCCUUGCAGCAAAUGUAAAAUCUGUGUUUACUUCCCUCCUAGGCCAAGUCAGUCAAUAUAUAACAGAAGGUCUUGAACGAGCAAGAGACAGCUUGACUGAAGCUGCGUCUUUAAGAGAAAGAUUUGUGUUGGGCACUAGCAUGAGUAGAAGGGUGGCUGCUGCUGCUGCUUCUGCUGCAGAAGCUGCUGCUGCUGCUGGUGAAAGCAGUUUCAGAUCUUUCAUGGUUGCUGUACAACGUUGUGGAAGCAGUGUGGCUAUAGUUCAACAAUAUUUUUCAAAUUCUAUCUCUCGGCUUCUACUCCCUGUUGAUGGUGCACAUGCUGCUUCAUGUGAAGAAAUGGCAACAGCUAUGUCAAGUGCAGAGGGUGCUGCAUAUAAAGGCCUUCAACAAUGUAUUGAAACUGUGAUGGCUGAGGUGGAACGAUUACUUUCUUCUGAACAAAAGGCAACAGAUUACAGAUCACCAGAAGAUGGAUUUGCUCCUGAUCAUCGGCCAACAAAUGCCUGCACCAGAGUUGUGGCUUAUCUUUCCCGUAUACUAGAAUCUGCGUUUUCAGCACUCGAGGGUCUCAACAAGCAAGCAUUUUUGACUGAAUUAGGAAAUCGCUUGCAUAAAGGGCUGCUAGCACAUUGGCAGAAGUUCACCUUCAAUCCCAGUGGAGGACUACGGCUCAAGCGUGACAUAACUGAAUAUGGAGAAUUCGUGCGCAGUUUCAAUGCUCCUUCUGUUGAUGAAAAAUUUGAAUUGCUUGGCAUAAUGGCCAAUGUCUUCAUUGUUGCUCCUGAAAGUCUAUCAACUUUGUUUGAGGGUACCCCCAGUAUACGGAAAGAUGCACAGAGGUUUAUUGAGCUUAGAGACGACUACAAGAGUGCAAAACUUGCUGCCAGACUUAGUUCCUUGUGGGCAAGCUCAAGUUGAUUCAGAAGAUGUAUGUUCACUGAAUAUGACCUCCCAAAUUUUGUUUGGUAUCAAGGUGCUCCAGAGAUGAGGAAACUGACACACCGAGUUGAAUUUAUUUGGAGGCACCUCAAUCAAGCAGGGGAAUUGGUUUAAAUUGGAUUGUUGGUCUGGUUAAAGAGCUCAUCUUUGGACAGAUCACUGAAAUAGGGAUUGUUUAUCUUUUCCAUUUUGUCGAGUGUAUAUUUUGAAGGUACAAAUAGGAGGACCUGAAAGACUAGUCUUUUAGAUAUCUAAUUUAUUUGCUAGGGUUGCAAAUUACAUUUGAUGGUUUUGGCUCUUUUGUAAAUGAUACCAGUGUUGCACUAAGUUGUGUUUUUUGAUUGCAGUUCAAAAAGUGUUUUAUUUCG